AUAAAUAUGUAAAAUAAUCGAUUCACAAAGGAAUUCGAAAUUAGUUUCAUAUUAAUUAUAUGUCUGAUAAGAUUAUAUCAAUGUCGCUUCCUUAGAACCGAAAGAAAUCACGGUCGCCGGUGAAUCGAUAAAUGAUAAUCCAAUCAGUGAUAAUAUUAUUAUAAUGACGUUGUUUUGAUAACAAGUCAAUGCAUUGAAUAUUAUUAGACUCCUGGCAUUGUUGAGUGACAAACAAGUUCAAACUGAUAGUUGUGAUAUAAAAAUAAAUAUAAUUUACAUAGUGAAAAGAUAGUGGUUUUCAAUUAUGUGUUGAUUUUGAUUUGAGAACUCAUAUAAAGAUUAUUAGGUUAUGGCCAAAAAUAGUCAAAAAUUCAAAGGUCUUUCUGACGACGACUCUGACCAAUCAGACGCAGAGUUCCGACCCCUCUAUGACGACAACGAUGAAUUGGACCAAAGAACAGCCCAAGAAACAAAAGGAUGGAAUCUAUUUCGCGAGAUUCCGGUCAAGAAGGAGAGUGGAUCUAUGGCAACAAGUUCAUGGAUCGAACUCAGUGUGAAGAUCCUCAAACUUCUAGCAUACAUCGUCGUAUUCGUCUUAGUACUGGGUUCCGCAGUAGUCGCUAAAGGAACACUGCUAUUUGUUACUUCACAACUAAAGAAAGGCCGCUUCAUAAGUCAUUGUAAUAAAGUAUUAGCUCUGGAUCAGCAAUUCAUAACAAUCCUAAGUUUGGAAGAACGAAUAUCAUGGCUGUGGGCGGUGCUCAUAAUUUUUUCCGUGCCAGAGAUAUGCAUGUUUCUCAGAAGUUUAAGGAUAUACUUCUUCAAGACAGCAAGAAAGCCUAUGCUUCUACAUUUUAUUGCGGCAUUUGCAAUAGAAACAUUACAAACGAUUGGGGUUGCAAUGUUGGUCUUGAUUAUAUUACCGGAACUGGAUGUCGUUAAAGGAGCCAUGUUAUUGAACGCUAUGUGUACAAUACCCGGGAUACUGAACGCAUUUACAAGAGAUCGCAGCGACUCUCGGUUCACUAUAAUGAUAAUCUUGGAUGUGUUGGCCAUAUCCGCUCAGGCGACUGCUUUUGUUGUUUGGCCACUUCUCGAUGGAACUCCUGCUCUAUGGUGUAUACCAUUUGCGUGUAUUCUUAUAUCUCUUGGCUGGUGGGAGAACUUCAUUGGACAUAUGGGAAGAAAUACUUCGGUUUCCAUGUCGUACCUGUGCGAACUUCGAGACGGCAUCAAGAGUUCUCGAUAUUUCUCACAAGCAAUACUUUCGAUUUGGAAAAUAAUUGUCUUCGGUUCCUGCAUUUUGGUUUCGUUGAGCCUUCAAGAUGAUGAUCCCUUCGCUUUCUUUACGAAAGCUGAAGAGUCCUUCCAAGCACGUGAUUAUAAAGUCCAUGAAGUCCAAGUGAUCCUUGAAAAACUAUAUCAAGGUGCAGUAGAUUACUCGAAGACAGGAGGUAGUUUCGUAGUAGCCGCGAAGCCGCUGUCUGCUCUUUGGGUUUCUCUCAUACAAGUCGGGACAGCCUACCUUUGUUACGCGGCGGGGAAGUUCGCCUGCAAGAUUCUUAUUCAAAAAUUUAGUUUCACAUUCGCGUUAAAUCUCGUCGGUCCAGUUACAGUGAAUUUGCUCAUUGCCUUGUGUGGAUUAAGGAAUGCAGAUCCAUGCGCUUUCAGAUAUACCAUACCAGACUAUUUGUUCUUUGAAAUACCACCGGUCUACUUCCUGAAAGAUUACAUUGGUCGCGAGAUGACUUGGGUGUGGUUGCUAUGGCUAAUAUCUCAGUCUUGGAUCACGAUGUACACUUGGUUACCUAAAUGUGAGCGUCUCGCUUCAACGGACAAGCUCUUUGCGAAACCUUGGUACAGUGGUCCACUAAUAGACCAAUCUUUACUUCUGAGUAGGACCAGAGAUGAUGAAAAUGAAUUGCAUGUCGACGAUCUCGAUGACUUCACAGACGCCGAUAAAAUAUCGAAUGGUAGCGUGGAAAAUAUUGUAAAGGAUGUUAGACCUUCCGAUAGUAUAACCAGGAUCUACGUGUGUGCGACCAUGUGGCAUGAAACAAAAGACGAAAUGAUCGAGUUCUUAAAGUCUAUAUUUAGGUUGGACGAAGACCAGAGUGCACGUAGAGUAGCUCAGAAAUACUUGGGUAUUGUAGACCCAGACUAUUAUGAAUUAGAAGCGCACAUAUUUAUGGACGACGCCUACGAGGUAUCAGACCAUAGUACCGAAGAUUCUCAAGUGAAUCGCUUCGUGAAAUGUCUGGUAGAGACAAUAGAUGAAGCAGCGUCUGAGGUUCAUCUCACCAACGUUAGAUUACGUCCCCCUAAGAAGUAUCCCACACCGUACGGCGGUAGAUUGGUUUGGAUUCUACCAGGGAAGAAUAAAUUGAUCUGCCAUUUGAAAGACAAAUCCAAGAUUAGACAUAGGAAGAGAUGGUCACAGGUGAUGUAUAUGUACUACUUCCUCGGCCAUCGUCUGAUGGAUCUGCCGCUUUCUGUAGAUCGUAAGGAAAAUAUUGCCGAAAAUACGUAUUUGCUUGCCCUUGACGGAGACAUCGAUUUCAAACCCUGUGCCGUUACUCUACUCAUUGAUCUGAUGAAAAAAGACAAGAAUCUUGGAGCUGCAUGUGGUAGAAUUCAUCCUGUAGGAUCAGGUUUUAUGUCGUGGUAUCAAAUGUUCGAGUACGCUAUCGGUCAUUGGCUGCAAAAGGCGACCGAGCACAUGAUUGGCUGCGUACUUUGUAGUCCUGGAUGUUUUUCCCUCUUCAGGGGAAAGGCUCUGAUGGACGACAAUGUUAUGAAGAAGUAUACCUUGACAUCUAACGAAGCUCGACACUAUGUACAAUACGAUCAAGGAGAGGAUCGAUGGCUCUGCACAUUGCUGUUACAAAGAGGUUAUCGCGUGGAGUACUCGGCGGCGUCCGACGCGUACACGCACUGCCCGGAGAGUUUCAACGAGUUCUUCAACCAGCGCAGACGAUGGGUUCCAUCGACCAUGGCCAAUAUUUUCGACCUGCUUGCUGAGUCAAAACGCACUGUCGAAAUGAACGAUAAUAUAUCUACAUUGUACAUUGCAUAUCAGACGAUGUUGAUAUUGGGUACAAUCCUGGGUCCCGGGACCAUCUUUCUCAUGAUGAUAGGCGCUAUAAACGCCCUCACCGGCUUGAGCAAUAUCUACGCUCUCUUACUCAAUUUACUUCCGAUCUUCAUAUUCGUCGUGGUGUGCUUGAUGUGCAAAUCAGAAAUUCAGCUUCAAGUGGCGAAUCUAAUAACAUGCGUCUACGCGAUGAUAAUGUUGAUGGUGAUAGUCGGCAUAGCGCUCCAGAUCGUACAGGACGGAUGGUUGGCUCCAACCAGUAUGUUCUUUGUGGCGACUUUCGGUAUAUUCUUCGUGACGGGCGCUUUACAUCCACAGGAAAUCUUUUGCUUAGCGUACUUGGUCAUAUAUUAUAUAACCAUCCCUAGCAUGUACAUGUUGCUCAUCAUAUAUUCGCUCUGUAACCUCAACAACGUGUCGUGGGGAACUCGGGAAGUGGCGCAGAAGAAGACUUUAAAGGAAAUCGAAAUGGAGAAAAAGGAAUCCGAAGAAGCAAAAAAGAAAAUGGACACAAAGAGUAUUAUGACUUGGUUCGGAAAAUCCGAAGAGACUUCUGGAUCGAUAGAGUUCAGCAUCGGCGGCUUAUUCAAAUGUUUGUGUUGUACCAACCCCAAAGACUACAGCGAGAACUUGCAUCUUCUGCAGAUUUCGAACUCGCUGGAUAAGAUUGAUAAGAGAUUAGAUUCAUUGGGUGCGCCGGCAGAGGUGGAAAAAAAUCCUAGACGUCGAUCCUCAAUGGGCCUUCGAGGUGAUACGUUAUCGAUGCUGCCUGAGUACGAAGACAGCGAAGAUUCCACGGAUAUACCUAGGGAGGAGAGAGACGAUUUAAUUAACCCAUACUGGAUUGAAGAUCCAAAUCUGGAAAAGGGGGAGGUAGACUUUUUGACGACAGCUGAAACUGAAUUCUGGAAAGAUUUGAUCGACACGUAUCUCAGACCCAUCGACGAGAACAAGGAGGAACAGGAACGAAUUAAAAAUGACUUGAAGGAAUUGCGUGACAACAUGGUUUUUGCGUUUGUGAUGCUCAACGCUAUGUUCGUGAUGGCGAUCUUCCUCCUACAACUCCGACAGGAUGAGUUGCAUUUAAAGUGGCCUUUCGGUCAGAAAAUAGCCCUCUCAUACGAUGGUAAUGAUAAUGUUGUGCUGGUAGAUCGAGAGUUUUUGAUGCUUGAGCCAAUCGGGUCCGUCUUGAUCAUAUUCUUCGGUUCGGUGCUCCUCAUUCAGUUCAUUGGAAUGUUAUUCCAUAGACUGGGAACACUCACACACUUGCUAUCCACCGUCCAGCUGAACUGGUUCUUCACUAAAAAGCCACACGACAUGUCCGAAGACGCCCAGUUCGAGAAGCGAGCGGUGGAUAUCGCGCGAGACCUGCAGAAGCUGAACGUGGACGACUUGGAGCGGCGCGGCGUCGACGACUCUAACGUGUCGCGCCGCAAGACGCUGCACAACCUGGAGCGCGCGCGCGACGCCAAGGCCGCGCCCGUCAACCUCGACGCCAACUUCAAGCGCCGCCUCACCAUACUGCAGACCGCCGACCCCGCGGCGGUGUCGCGGCUGCCGUCGCUGGGCGGCACGUCGGCGUCCCGGCGCGCCACGCUGCGCGCGCUGAUGCACCGGCGCGACUCCGUGCUGGCCGACAAGCGCCGCUCGCAGCUGCAGGCCGCGCGGGACUCCACCGGCGCGUAUCUCUACGAGGACCCCAUCACGGCGAUGAACGACAUGGCGGGCCGGUCGUCCCUCGCCUACAUGAACAAGGGCUACGAGCCCGCGCUCGACAGCGACGAAGACGUGGCGCCGGCGCCGCGACGCAGCACGGUGCGCUUCCGGGACAUCUACAAGUGAUACCACCGCUACCACCGCUACCACCAUCAACAUAAUCCGUCGACAGUUAUUGAUAUGAUGUUAUGACCUAUUUAUCCUUUUAUUGUUUGGUUUCAAGAAAUGAAAUUUUUGUUCAUUACGAUUUUAUACUC
Vanessa tameamea is the source of this 5067-nucleotide messenger RNA. RefSeq names its product chitin synthase chs-2-like. The coding region runs from base 350 to 4936 and encodes 1528 amino acids. The record is from RefSeq and is a predicted model, not a curated record. NCBI's taxonomy places the organism in Eukaryota, Metazoa, Arthropoda, Insecta, Lepidoptera, Nymphalidae. Gene Ontology annotation, molecular function: chitin synthase activity. The transcript has 24 exons. Gene Ontology annotation, cellular component: cell septum; cell periphery.